Cryptococcus amylolentus CBS 6039 is the source of this 1566-nucleotide messenger RNA. RefSeq lists its product as hypothetical. The transcript has 8 exons. NCBI's taxonomy places the organism in Eukaryota, Fungi, Basidiomycota, Tremellomycetes, Tremellales, Cryptococcaceae. The coding region runs from base 1 to 1566 and encodes 521 amino acids. The record is from RefSeq and is a predicted model, not a curated record.
AUGCCCCGCAAAGCGCGAAAAGGCAAGUCCUCACACAAUAACGAUCCAAACCAGACCAGCCUCAAAGGUUGGGUCAUCCCCAAACCCUCUUCUGCGGCUUCCCAGCCAUCCUCCGCGAUCCUGACCGAAGCACCCGACAGAAAGGCCAAGAGGGUGGCCACUUCCUCCUUGGAAGCGCACACCUCAACCGCCAAAAAGUCGAGAGUGGGAACGAGUCUCCAGCAUCCUCCCGCACCCGACACAGUGCAACGUCUUCCCAUCCCCUCAACCCGGAACGAGGUUGACCCCGUCUAUGACGACGACAUCUCGUCAGACGAGGACGAGGAUGACUGUGAGAACGACCACGACUAUGACGGCCAGUCCGGUCAAGUAGACGACCACUUUGCGAGGCGCAUGAAGCCCGAGGAUAUGCCUUCUAACAGCCUGUCAGUCCCGGGAGAUGCCUUCUGGAUGGAAAAUCUUGUCAGGCCCCUGGAACAUCACGCCUCUCGCCUGGGCCUAAAGGCAACCCCCAUGCCCAGAGCCACGUACAAGCGCCUUUCCGAGGUCUUGGACUUCGUCCUUGGGUGCAAGGGCCUGUACAUCAUCUGGACGGCCUACCCAAUGUCCGAAAGAAUUCGAAAGCUGGUGCUCGGUCUCUGGGCACUUUUCAUGCCAACGAACUUCCAAGAGCUUCUGACAAGCUCAGAACCCCCAUCCAUCACCCAGAUCCUUUCCCUGGUGGAUGCGAACGGUGUACGUUAUGACGAGGAUGGCGACCGAUUAGACGACUUGGAGGGCCUUGAUGAGGUCCAGGGACGUUGUGUCGGAGUGUAUUUGAAGGUGGCGUUGCAGGUGGCGUUGAAGGUGGCGUUAGGAGAAUCUCAACACACGGUCGAAGAGGAUGCCAUGGAAGAGAAUGCCGAAGAAGAUCAUGCCGGAAACCAGUAUAGCAUUCAUCCACAUCCGCCCUUACCUGUAUUGAUAUACACUGGACAAACGUCGAUGGUGAUACCAUCCGGCAAGUCGAUGGGAUUCCGGGUACGAUGGAGAAGGCAUGUCAAGGAAGCGUACGAUCGUGACGAAGUGGAUCCUCUAGACAGCCUCUUCAACAAAAAAUUCAAGAACUCGCGACCACAAUAUCGCAUGGCAUUCGCGGCCAUUGUCUCUGUCCCAGUACCCAACGGUACCGAGCUGGACACCCCACUUCGCAACAGCCUGAUAUUGUUCGCUAGACUUAGCGAGGCUGUAUGUCAAGAGGCGCUUGACACAGUGCAUAGGGCUGCAAAGUCCACUCGUUCACGUGCCCAUAGGACGUUUUGGGCUAAUGGUCCAGGCGACUAUUCAGGGACCAACGCAAGCCCUCCCCUUCAUGAGUCGUUCUCCUACUGGGAGCUAGGCAAGCGCCAACGCCCCCUUCCCGAGUGUCCUGUCUGUGGUAGGCUCUUUGCAAGGAAAUCAUCGCUGACUACUCACGAGAAAGAAGUACAUGGAGAGAAGACCUGGUCAUGCGGGAGCAAGGGGUGUGAUUGGAAGUUUGCGACGAAAGCAGGAUUGAAAAAACAUGUGAAUAAUUGUAAACGCUAA